AAUUUUAGAUUGCCCUGGAUAGAACAGUUGGCGACUGGCCGCUGCCGUUAAGUUUUCAAAAUUGACGCUAGGAAUCCGCUGUUGCUUUUGCAAAAAGGCAGCACGGCCCUUCCUAGAUAAACGGCUUGUCAACUCAGGCCCAAUUUAGUCUUUCCAACAGGACUCUGUUGAAAUUUUAUUCCAUAAACUGUUUUGUUGUUUUUCAAUGUUCUGAUAGACAAUAGACCUAAAUUAAAAUAAUGAAGCUGUGCCAUGUGCGGUGGGGCCUUUUAGGCCUGUUAGUUGUGAUAUGGACUGUGGAUGCUCAAUCUGAAGAUAAACCAACAAAAUGUAGGUAUAGAGGUGAAGAAUAUGAUGUCGGUAAACCAUUCAAACCUGAUCCUAUAAAUAUACCAUGUUAUACCUGUGAAUGUACACCAAAUCUUAAUUCAAAUGGACAACUGGAUGUAUUCUGUCGCACAGAGACAUGUGUUGCUUUAAACUGUAAAGAAGGAACACAAGAGGUCCGUUUGGAUGGAGACUGCUGUCCUAGUUCAUGUGAACCCAUCUUGAAACAUCCCAAGUUUCCAGCUGCUGUUGAACCUGGAAAGGUUAUAAUGGGGGAUGAAAAAUCAGGAGGAGGAGGAGGUAGGGUAUUUCCUGGACCUGGCGGCAGUGCUGUAAUGGGACCCCCUGGACCAAGAGGACCAGCUGGACCACCUGGACCAGCUGGACCAGCAGGUUACCAAGGAGCAAGAGGGGAACCAGGAGACCCUGGACAACCUGGAUCACCAGGAGAAAGGGGAUUUCCCGGCCCUUCAGGACUCCAAGGACCAUCUGGUGAAGAAGGUUUACCAGGAGAACAAGGACCCACUGGACCAGUUGGAUCAUCGGGAAAUGCAGGACAACCAGGAAUGCCCGGCAUGCCAGGACCCAAAGGACACAGGGGAAUGAUGGGAAUGGCAGGAAAAAAUGGUGAAGAAGGACGCUCAGGAGAAAAGGGACCACCAGGACCUAACGGACCUCCAGGAAAUCCAGGACCAUUGGGACCAAGAGGAGCACCAGGAGAAAGAGGAAGAGAUGGAUCCCCAGGAGCACAGGGAAUGAGAGGACAGGAUGGUAAUUCUGGAGAAUCUGGACCACCUGGAUCAAUUGGAUCCCCUGGAGCACCAGGUUUCCCUGGCAGUGGUGGACCAAAGGGAGAUUCCGGACAAUCUGGACAAAGAGGAGACCAAGGAUUACAAGGACCUCCAGGAGUAGGUGGCUUACCCGGACAACCAGGAGAAUCUGGACGACCAGGAUCCCCAGGCCGUGAUGGAGAACCAGGAGGAAAGGGGGAUGUAGGUCAGGCCGGAGCCCCUGGAAAUUCUGGAUUCCCUGGACCACAAGGACCCCCUGGUCAGUCUGGAGAACCAGGAACACCUGGAGCUGCUGGAGAACAAGGGUUAGCUGGACAAGAUGGACGUAAUGGAGAUCCCGGAGAAAGAGGCUACCCUGGUGCCCCAGGUGAUCCUGGUCUUUCAGGGCUAGCUGGAGCAGAGGGAAAGAGGGGUGCCCCAGGAAUCCCAGGACCAACAGGACCUGCUGGUGUAACAGGAGAAAGAGGAUCACCUGGACCAUCUGGUGGCCCUGGACCACAAGGACCCCCAGGCGCAAGAGGACGUGAUGGAGAACGUGGACAAGAGGGAGAGAAAGGAUCACCUGGAGACGUUGGUACAGUUGGAACACCUGGAUCACCCGGACCAGGAGGCCCAAGGGGACCAAUGGGACAAACUGGAAAUGAAGGAAAGCCCGGAGCUCAAGGACCAGCAGGUCUAAGUGGAAAAGAUGGACGACCUGGAGAGCAAGGAAAUUCAGGGCCUCCUGGACCUCCUGGCUUGAAUGGACAAAGUGGUCUCCCAGGUGAACCGGGGCCAGGUGGACGAGAUGGUGAGACUGGACCACCAGGACAAGCGGGACCAAGAGGACUACGAGGUCCACAAGGAGAUGGAGGACCAGUCGGACCUCCUGGAAACUCUGGACCACAAGGAGAAAGAGGAGCUCCAGGAAUUCAAGGAGAACCAGGUGGUGCCGGUUUGGCUGGAAUAUCUGGUGCCCCAGGAGAGCCUGGUCGAGGAGGAGAUCCCGGUACGCCUGGACCACCAGGAGAGGCAGGAACUCAAGGAGACAGAGGUGAACAAGGAUUCCCAGGAAACGCUGGACCAAUGGGUAAACGGGGACCAGCUGGAGAGAGAGGACCUCCUGGACCUGCUGGAGAACCAGGAUUACUUGGACCAGCUGGACCAAUAGGAGAGCGUGGUAAUCCUGGAUCGCCAGGUUUGACCGGUUUAACUGGUGACACAGGAUUGGUAGGUCCACCUGGAUCAAGAGGAGGAAGAGGAAUGCCAGGAGAAAGGGGAAGCGAUGGACAAGUGGGUGCACCUGGUGAGGCAGGAAACCCAGGAAUCCCAGGACCACCAGGACCAAGUAAUACUCAACUACCACCAAAAGGAGAGCCCGGUCCACCAGGAGAAAGUGGAAUUGAAGGACCAAGUGGUGAAGUUGGUCCAAGAGGAUACCCAGGCAACCCAGGACCAACUGGUCAACAAGGCUCACCGGGCCCACCAGGACCAGCUGGAGAAAUAGGAGGUGAGGGAAGACCUGGACCAGAAGGAGAUACCGGACCCAGAGGAUACCCAGGUGAGCCAGGAGAUACUGGUGAACCGGGGCGUGAUGGUACUGAUGGUGAACAAGGAGGUGCUGGAGAAGCAGGACAACAAGGACCCGCAGGUGCCCCAGGAUCCCCUGGCAGACCUGGUCCACCAGGACCACAAGGCCCACAAGGAAAUACUGGAUUUAUGGGACCAGGUGGAAAGGCUGGAGCAAGGGGAGACCGUGGAGAGACUGGACCACCCGGACCUGGAGGAAGAGAUGGGGAAUCUGGACCACCAGGUCAGAAUGGACAAUCUGGUGAUCGAGGAAAUCCUGGUCCAAUAGGACCACAAGGUAUUCAAGGACCUUCUGGACCACAGGGUGAGAGAGGUAACCCAGGAUACCCUGGAGCCCAAGGUGAACCUGGACCAGGUGGUGAACAGGGACCCCAGGGUCCCCCAGGCCUUGCAGGAGAUAAUGGCAAAGAUGGAUACAGUGGACCACCUGGACCCCCAGGACCAAUGGGACAAAAUGGAAUGACAGGACCCCCUGGUGAACCUGGAACUCCUGGAUUAAAUGGCAUGUCUGGAGCUCCUGGACGCCAAGGAGAGAAGGGAGGAAGAGGAAUAUCAGGAUCUCCUGGAUUACAGGGACCACCCGGACCUCAGGGCCCAUCGGGACCAUUGGGAAAUGAUGGACCACAGGGAGAACGUGGUGAGAGGGGACAAACAGGUGAAUCUGGAGUUCCUGGAGCCCCAGGACAACAAGGCUCAACGGGACCAUCUGGACCAGCUGGUGCCACUGGAGAGACUGGGCGAGCAGGAUCAAAGGGAGACAAAGGAUGGCCAGGUAUGCCAGGAGGACAAGGACUUCCUGGACCUCAGGGACCUGGAGGAGAAAUUGGUACAAGUGGACCACCCGGACCUCCUGGACCAUCUGGAAGCCCAGGAACUCGUGGAAACUCAGGAAGAGAUGGAGAACCUGGAUCACCUGGUCAACCAGGACCACCUGGAGGCAGAGGACCACAAGGAGAUGAUGGAUUGACUGGACCAGCUGGACCCCAAGGACCAGCAGGACCUCCCGGACCACCCGGUUAUGCACCUGUUUGGCCAACACAACCAAACUAUAGAGGAGGAGGUGGCGGCAAGGGACCAGAUCCAAUGUAUUACGGUGACGAUCCAAAGACGACUCCAGAAGUAAACGAGGAUUUGUCUAGAAUUCAAGAGGCCCUCCUGCGUACCAAAAAACCAAAUGGCAAGAAACAUAAUCCAGGUGUAACCUGCAAAGAUAUUCUUCUCCAGAAUCCAGACUCUGAAGAUGGAUGGUAUUAUAUUGAUCCAAAUGGUGGAACUUUCAUUGAUGCUGUUGAAGUUUACUGUAGGAUGAAAUUAGAUGGAGAAACAUGUGUUCCAGCUGCACCUAAAACAUUCGAAGAACAAAGGUGGACCAAAGACACAAGAGCUCAAUGGUUUGGAGGUGAUAUUCUAGGAAGUUCUGAGUUUACCUAUAAAAUAGAAGCUAUACAAAUGAAGAUGCUUCAGAUGCACAGCUCAAGGGCACAACAGAGAAUAACAUACAAAUGUUUGAACUCAGAUCCUAAAGGUGCUGUCCUAAUGUCCAGUGAUUUUGAUAAAUUAGAAACAACAGAUAAAAAGCAGGAUAGAACUUUAUCAGCAAGAGUAGAUACCUUUGGUAAUUGCCAGAAAAAUAACCAAUGGGGAGAGAUGGUCUUUGAUAUAAAAUCAGAAAGAUCAGAAGUGCUACCUAUUUUGGACAUAAAACUCAAAGAUGUUGGACUAGAAAAUCAAGAAUUUGCUUUAAGCAUAGGAGAAGUGUGUUUUAAUACAUAAUAAAUGACAAAAUACAAUUUUAUAGUUUAAUGAAUUGGCUUGAAGUCAUGGCAGUAAUAUUUAUAUGGCAACUUGAAAUCAUGGCAAUGUAUAAAGCAAAAGAAAGAAAAUCAUGGCAGAAGUUAAAUGAACACUGGUCCCUUGAUCUUGGUUUAGGUUAGGAGACAUUAAGAUCAUUUAUGAAUGGGACCAUAACAUAAUCAUUGAAGUGUUUUUCCGAAGCUCUUUCAUUACUUGUAUAAAUCAUGGCACAGAUAAAAAGUAAUGGAAGAUUUUCUGAGACACCAUUAAUGUAUAAUUUGUAAAAAUCAUGGCAAAUAUUUAUUUUUGUUUAAAUUCCAUCAUGGCAACUUGAUAAUGUGGAUUACAUUGCAGAUAUUGUGAUGUGAUGAUUGUAUGUUGGCUUCCCUUUCAAUUCCGUCCAAAUGUGUAUGUGAGGGAGAGAGAAAAAGAUUUUUUAAGUAAAUGUGUGCAAUAUCUUAUUUUAUAAAAUUAAAUUGUAUUUUAGAUUGUUUGUAUGUAUAAGUCUUUCUCAAUAUGUAAUAUUGUUUUUUUACAUAUAGGAAACUGGACACAACUAAAAAGCUCAUAUUUUAUAAUGAAAAAUCAGUUAUACAUUAGAACUAUAACAAUCUGGACUCUGAAAAUCAUUCAUGCCUGAAAAUAUCAUUCAUGCCUGAAAAUUUCAUAAAUACUUAAAGGAACUGUGAGUUAAAUGUGAAUUUUUUUAUAUGAUUAUAUAUUGUUUUAUUUUAUAUAAAACAGGAACGUUCUCUCAAGGAACUCAUUUUUUUUUAUAUGUUUACAGCAUCAUUUUAUUGCUUCAUUGAUAAUACAGUCUAUGGAAUAAAAUUUCAUAAAAUUA
This is a messenger RNA of Mytilus californianus (California mussel), 5325 nucleotides long. RefSeq names its product fibril-forming collagen alpha chain-like. The coding region runs from base 240 to 4460 and encodes 1406 amino acids. NCBI's taxonomy places the organism in Eukaryota, Metazoa, Mollusca, Bivalvia, Mytilida, Mytilidae. The record is from RefSeq and is a predicted model, not a curated record. Gene Ontology annotation, molecular function: protein binding; extracellular matrix structural constituent. The transcript has 48 exons.